GCAGAUUGGUGGCAAGCACACUUUUUUGUAAACAACGCCGGUUGAUGUUUGUAAACAACUAACAAACAGCUGAUCCAAUUUUGCAAAUUUUUGCUUUUAGCAAUAAUUUUGUGAGUGAAUCGUCCACUUUUGAACAUUUUAAGACUGAAACAAGUGUAAACAAAUGGACCCAGACGUGAAGCAAUCUGUUCCAAAUGGUUCCAUAGCUGAUGCCGCUGAUUCCCACACGGAUUGUCGGCUUUGUUUGGGCGGAGAGCGGCUUGAAGACAUUUUCGAUCAGGUGGCAGAUCUUCAACAGUGGAUUUCGGAAUAUCUUUCGAUUGUGAUUCAUCCAAACGACUGUUUAAGUCACUCGAUAUGCGUGAAUUGCCGAGAACGACUGGAGGAAUUCUGUGACUACCAGCAGCGCUGCGUAGAAAUACAACAUGUUCAGCGAAGUGAAAGUUCUAUGAUAGUGUGUGAUGGAGACACGACAUUUACCCUAAAUCAGUUGGGUAAAGUAGAAGCAAUAAAAAAGGAACCUGGAUCAAUGGAAAACUCACAGCAGAUUUGUAGGCUGUGUUUAGGCAGGGAAUGCGUCGACGAUGUUUUCAACUACGGAGAUCUACAUCGGUGGAUAUCGGAUUACUUGUCUAUUGAGAUUUCAAAUGAAGACAGCAUACGUCGGUUUUGCUGUGCCAUGUGCAGGAUUCGACUGGAAGAAUUCCGGAAUUUUCACCUGCGAUGCUUGGAGGUUCAAACACAACUGUUGAAUAGUAAUGUCACUGUCGUGAAGGUAGAACCAACAGAAACUACUGCGGAGGAUUUCGAAAGUUCAAAGAUUGUAGAAGAAACUCAUGGUGAGCAGUCGAUCCAGUGCAACGUAUGCCAUAAGGUGAUAAAAGGCUCGAAACAUCUUAAGGACAGGCUAAGGUACCACAUGGUGAUACAUGGGCCGAGGAAAUACGCGUGUACCAUGUGUGAGAAAGCCUUUGUGAAGAGUUCCCAUUUAAAAGAUCACAUGAAGGUACACAACAAAAUUGAUGAAGAACCAGUCGAGUGUAAAGUGUGCCAUAAAAUGCUCAAAAACAUGAACUCAUUCCGAGUACAUAAGAUAUCUCAUGGGCCGAAGAAACACGUAUGUGUCAUUUGCGACAAAGCGUACGCAGUGCGUCAAAAUUUAAAAAAGCAUAUGCAGAGUCACAAAAGCAAAUCUACAUUUGAAGCAGUUAAGCAGCACUCUGAUCACCCAUUCAGGUGUGACGUAUGUUUCAAAUUAUUAAAAAACCAAAUAUCGCUACGAUACCAUAAGAAGAUCCACCAACCGAAAAGAAAAGUGUGUCCCAUUUGCAAUGCUGCCUUCGUCCGGUCUCGAGAUUUAAGAGAUCAUUCGGCAACUCACAGUUCUUCGAAUGGAACGGAAGACGGCGAAAAGCAUAUAGCUCUUCCAUUCAAAUGUAACAUAUGUCCUAGAGCCUACAAAAGAUAUAACAGUCUUCAAGGACACAUAAAGACUCAUGGACCGGACAAAUACCGGUGCUCUCUUUGCAGCAAAGAGUUUGCCGAACAGCAACGGUUGAAGGCUCAUAUGAAAACUCAUAACAAGUACAGUGCACAAUCUGUUGAAGAGAUAGGAGAGGCCGAGUUGAAUAAGUUUCUUUCUGGCGUUCCAUUCGAAUGUAAAAUAUGUCCUCUAAUAUACCAUUCUCAAAAAGACUUGUCAAAACACAUCCUCAACGUACAUAAAGGCAAAAAUCAAACUACGUUGGGAAUAGAAAAGUGUUCACCGUUAGAUAUGCAGAAAUCUGACGACAUAGUAGAUGCCCUAGAUCCAUUCAAGUGUACCGUAUGUCGCAAGGCUUUCAGGACAAAGGCUCAACUGAUGGAGCACAUGAGAAAGAUUCGAGCCAAAAUGACUAUCGAGUGUUCCAUUUGCCGGGAGAGAUUUGGUUCACGUGAGUUGCUUGACAAGCACAUCAAAGAUGCCAUCCAUGCUGAGAGGAGUACACAGGGCAAUGGAAACAAUGCCGGAAAUUCAAUGGAUGACGAUAUGUUUGAAGCAGAAGAGAUUAAAGUGGAAAUACAGUCGGAUAGCGAUGACUAAUAUAAACUAUGGUUCUUAGUUAUCAAUGCCGAAUCACUGCCAGACUGUGUUACGUUUGUAAAUUGUUGUGAACAUUUUGUCAGUUUAUUUUGAAUGUUAUACUAAGGUUUGUACAUCUGUCCCUGAAUCUUAAUGUGCAUUUGUAGUGCUCCAAACAUUUUAGGAGUGAUCCAGUACAAAACACGCAAGCCAUCCCCUAACACGGACAUCAAAUUGUAGACGGUCUUGUGUUGUUGCUCGAAUCGAGAUGCCCCUUAGAAUUAGAAAUUCCUAGACCAAAACAAGCUAUGAAUGCAGCAA
Aedes albopictus (Asian tiger mosquito) is the source of this 2383-nucleotide messenger RNA. RefSeq names its product zinc finger protein 878. The coding region runs from base 164 to 2083 and encodes 639 amino acids. Gene Ontology annotation, biological process: regulation of transcription by RNA polymerase II. The transcript is spliced from 9 exons. NCBI's taxonomy places the organism in Eukaryota, Metazoa, Arthropoda, Insecta, Diptera, Culicidae. Gene Ontology annotation, cellular component: nucleus. The record is from RefSeq and is a predicted model, not a curated record. Gene Ontology annotation, molecular function: DNA-binding transcription factor activity, RNA polymerase II-specific; zinc ion binding; sequence-specific DNA binding.